UCACAAGCCUUCCCACAUUGUCUGCCACCUGUUAAACAAUCUACUACAAGCCCAAGGUCUCUCCCCUCCCUGGGUAGGGACAGAAUGUCCUGUAAGGAACACAGUAUUCCAGCCGGUCUGUAACGAUCGUCUUCGGGAGAAAGAGAGGAGGACCAAAGCGCAGCGUGAUGUCCAGCUCUGUAACAACCACCACUAACGGGGUGGUGGUCAUCACCCAUGUACACCCCACUGGCAACGGGAUGGGGGUCGUGAGGGUCGAUUCUGCCCCUCACUGUUUGGGACAGACAGUUUCCUCAGUGCUGGGAAGUUUCCGGGCAGGGCAACCAAAAGCGCUGGGGACCGUACAGAUCAUGGUUGGUUUGAUGAUGCUGUUGACGGGAAUCGUGAUGGCUACAGGACCACAAGUAGACAAUAUUGGAGUAAUCAGCGGAAUAUUUGUCUGGGGAUCUAUCAUUUAUGUCAUUGCAGGCUCUCUAACUGUUGCUGCUGACAACAAUUUGAACACAUGUCUGGUAAAAGGCUCCCUUGGAAUGAAUGUUGUCGCCACGGUUAUUGCUCUUACUGGCACCAUUCUGCAUUCUUUGGACAGUGCUGGGAUCUUCUUUUACAACUACUACUGUGACUAUCCAGACUAUCCAGACUAUCCUUCAUACUACCCUCCAUCCUAUGUCUGCCAACAGUAUUGGAUCAGGUCCCAGGGAAUUUCAGGUGUUUUGCUUGUUUUCUCCAUGCUGGAGUUCAUAGUGUCCAUCUGUGUCUCGUCAUUCGCCUGCAGAGCUGUCUGCCAGUGCUGCCGUUCCAACCCUGAGCAAGUGUUCGUCAUUGGGAAUCAAAUACCGGUACCUCAUGGCUGCAUGACUUCAAGCAACGCACCUUUCCCUCCUCAGAACAACUACGAGACUGUGAUCUACCCAAAGGGUCCCGAGGGAGACGAUAUGGGAACAGGGUUUCAACAGAAACCACUGCCUCCACAAAACACUGCUUUCAUCCCUUGAGAAUUGGGCUUCUGUGAAUACAUCGCUCUUUUUCUUGUUAAAAUUGUGUUUUCUAGGGCUAUUUUUCUGAUCCAAGCCAGGCAAUGGUUGGCACCACAUCACUGAUCUGAAUCAUUUGACAGUUCAAUAUUGGUAAUGUAAUGUAAUGUAAUGUUUCAGUAUAAUGUUUAGGUUACUAUAUGGUUGAUUUUUUUUAAACUUCAUGUUUUUGUAAUUUCUCUCUUGUUUUAUUGAUAUAAGUUCAUUAGAAUUUAUUAUAUAAAAGUAUAGUACAUUUAUCAACUAACAUCAGCCACUGCUACAUUACAUUAUAUGAUAUUGAGGCAUCACUUUCUUUUAAUAACAUGCAAAUACAUAUUUAACUUAAUGUCUUCAAACAAGUCUUGACUUAAACAUUAAAAAACUGACAGAAAAAAAUGUGAGUUGGAAGUCACUUUUAUCUUUCACACAACGUAAUUAAUGACAUUCAUAUUUUGGGUCUGAAAACAUCCUGAUAAGGAGGGAGUGGUGCUUGGAUGUUUACAUUGGGCAUUGGCCUAUAUCCUUUCUAUCUUGAGUAUGUGCAACAUUAAACAUCAUGAACAGUCAAAAUCAUGUGUUUCAUUAAAUUUGAUGAUUUUUUUAGAAAGAAACCAUAUCAAAGUAUGAUGACCAAAUGAUUGUUACUUCUACCGUGCCACAUUUGUGUGUUUUAAAGCAUGAACUGUUUGUUUCAAGUCCUGCCACAACAUCUCAAUUGGGAUUAGGUCUGGAUUUUGACUAGGCCAUUCCAAAACUUAAAAUGUGUUGUCUUUUAACCAUUUUCAUGUACUUGAUUGUGAGUUUUGGAUCAUUGUCUUGCUGUAUGACCCAGCUGCGCUUCAGCUUCAGCUCACAGAUGGAUGGCCUGACAUUCUCCUGUAGAAUUCUCUGAUACAGUGCAGAAUUCAUGGUUCUUUCUAUUAAGGCAAGUUGUCCAGGUCCUGAGGCAGCAAAGCAUCCUCAAGAAGAGCUUUUGGGAAUGUUUUGUUCUUUUGUCAUAUAAUCCUCCUUUUAAAAUAUGUAUACUUACCUGGAGUGACGUUUUAUUACAUGCAUACUUACCCAGAGUGGCCUUUAAACAUGCAGAGUUACCUAAUUACUUACCUGAAAAACUUACCUGAUAUCCAAACCGAUGUGUAGACGGUAUGUUGCUGUUCGUGAGAGGACCUGUGUGUAAAUCCUCUCUGCCGCGCCUGUUGAACAAUGUAAACACCAUCAACAUCAACAAUAACCACAGCCAUUCAUCCCAAACAACAUCAGCAAUAACCACGACCGUUCAUCCCACCGCUCAAAAAUCACAAACCACCACUCCCCCCAUAGUAUUCUGAAGAAUAUGUUUUCAUUCCCUACUUUCUAUUUUGAAUAAUGUUUUUUAUCCCUAACCCAAGACCCCUUAGCCUAAACUAGAUCCGUAUCCUAUUUCCAACACUUCCCUUUAAACUAGCGUUUCUCAAAGUCGGUCCUCUGUACCCCAAGGCGUGCAAGUUUUGUUUUUUUGCCCUAACACUACACAGCUGAUUCAAAUGAUCAAAGCUUGAUGAUUAGUUGAUUAUUUGGGGUCCAGAGGACCGAGUUUGGGAACCCUGCCUUAAACCUAUACCCUUACCCUAAACUGGGUUUGUAUGCUUUACCCAAUCCCUCCUCCACUAUUUUAUAUUUUUUCUUUACUUCUUUACAUGUUUAAUUCAUUAAAGUUUGUUUUAAUAAAAUCAAGCUGAGAAAGAAAAAAAUGUAAC
Oncorhynchus keta (chum salmon) is the source of this 2752-nucleotide messenger RNA. Its product is annotated as membrane-spanning 4-domains subfamily A member 4A-like. Gene Ontology annotation, cellular component: membrane. The record is from RefSeq and is a predicted model, not a curated record. The transcript is spliced from 8 exons. The coding region runs from base 168 to 995 and encodes 275 amino acids. Lineage: Eukaryota; Metazoa; Chordata; Actinopteri; Salmoniformes; Salmonidae.